AUGACCGCCAUUGACUCCCGCCCGGUAUUCUUCUUUGACAUCGACAACUGUCAUGCAAUGUCCACGAUGAGAUGCAGACACUCAUCAGUCAGUCCUCCCAGCCUCGAUCAUGUCGGGAAUGCGAUGCUAACCCAUCUUCUGAUUUGUCUAGACAAGUUCUUCGUCAAACACCUUACCCUCAACAAAGACGAUGCGCAUAUGCUGCACCAGAAGUACUACAAGGAAUAUGGACUCGCCAUUGAGGGCCUCGCUCGCCACCAUAAGAUCGACCCGCUCGUGUUCAACUACGAGGUUGACGACGCCCUGCCCCUCGAUGCGUGCCUGAAACCGGACCCCAACCUGCGCAAGUUGCUGCAAAGCCUGGACACCAGCAAAGUGAAGCCGUGGUUGCUCACUAAUGCCUACAUCAACCAUGCGAAACGGGUGGUGAAGUUGCUAGACGUCGAGGAAUUCUUUGAGGGCGUCACCUUCUGUGACUAUGGGCAAUUGCCGCUGGUCUGCAAACCCAGUCAGGAUAUGUAUGCGAAGGCGGAGAAGGAGGCUGGUGCUCCUAGUACGGAGUCGUGCUUCUUUGUUGACGACUCUCACUUGAAUUGCAAGCAUGCGCAAGACCGAGGGUGGACCGUCGUCCAUCUGGUUGAGCCAGGGCAACCGAUUCCACGAAUCCCGGCAUCGAGAUACUUGAUUUCCAGCCUUCAGGAGCUUCGGACUCACUUUCCACAUGUCUUCAAGCCGCAAGCCGAAGAGGCUUAG
This is a messenger RNA of Penicillium riverlandense, 753 nucleotides long. RefSeq names its product putative pyrimidine 5'-nucleotidase. The record is from RefSeq and is a predicted model, not a curated record. The transcript has 3 exons. Gene Ontology annotation, molecular function: nucleotidase activity. Lineage: Eukaryota; Fungi; Ascomycota; Eurotiomycetes; Eurotiales; Aspergillaceae. The coding region runs from base 1 to 753 and encodes 250 amino acids. Gene Ontology annotation, biological process: pyrimidine nucleobase metabolic process; nucleotide catabolic process.